This is a messenger RNA of Gilbertella persicaria, 1105 nucleotides long. RefSeq names its product RlpA-like double-psi beta-barrel-protein domain-containing protein-containing protein. The transcript is spliced from 3 exons. Gene Ontology annotation, biological process: carbohydrate metabolic process. The coding region runs from base 97 to 837 and encodes 246 amino acids. Lineage: Eukaryota; Fungi; Mucoromycota; Mucoromycetes; Mucorales; Choanephoraceae. The record is from RefSeq and is a predicted model, not a curated record. Gene Ontology annotation, molecular function: cellulase activity.
CUUGAAGUUUUAGCUCCUACUCUAACUAAUCUAUUUAGAUAUAAAUAAGAAAAGCUUCUUCUUUCUUUUUUUCUUCAUCUUAAAACAAUACCAACAAUGAAGUUCUCAGUUGCCAUUGCCUCUCUUACUACUCUUGCUUUGAUCAAUUCUGCUGCUGAAGCUGCUACUAGUGGCUAUUCAGUGAUCAAGGGUGGUGUCAGUGGUAGCAGUACCAUUACUCGUUAUUGGGAUUGUUGUAAGCCAUCCUGUAGUUGGAACGGUAAGGCUAAGGUGACAUCUCCCGUGGAUGUGUGUGCCAAAAAUGGUGUCAAAAUCUUGGAUGCCAACACUCAGAGUGCUUGUGGUGGUGGUGGCGAUCUCGGCGCUGAUGGACCUGGUUACACUUGUAACAACUACCAACCUUGGGUUGUCAAUGACAACUUGGCUUAUGGUUUUGCCGCUGCUACUCUUGCCAAAUCUACUGAAAAUGGCUGGUGUUGUGCCUGUAUGGAACUUACCUUCACUUCCACUGCUGUCAAGGGUAAAAAAAUGGUUGUCCAGAUUACCAACACUGGUUCUGACGGAGGACCCAACUCUUUCGACCUUAACAUUCCAGGCGGUGGUGUAGGCUUAUACAAUGCUUGUAGUGCUCAAUGGGGUGCUCCUGCUGAUGGUUGGGGUAAGAGAUACGGUGGUGUUGACACUGUUGAACAAUGUUCUCAACUUCCUGCUGCUCUUCAAUCUGGCUGUAAAUGGAGAUUUGGCUGGUUCAAGGGUGCUGAUAACCCAACUAUGACUUUCAGACAAGUGACAUGUCCCAAGGAAAUUGUUGCCCGUUCUGGUUGUGACAGAUUAUAAUUCGUAUAAAUAUUUAUCAAUAUAAUCAAAUUUACUUUUAUACCAUGUAAAUCAUCAUUCAUAUAAAUAAGCAUUGUAAAGUAACUUGCUUGAAGAACUUCCAUAUUGUAUAGAUUAUUCUUAACUCUACCUUCCAUUCUAUACAAAUGAUUGCUAUUCAUAAGUAAAUUCAAGAGUUAAGCCCUCUUUUUUAUUCACUAAAGAGAUACUAAACGUUGUAAAUGCCUCCAUGCUUAAUUAUGCAUGACAAAUCCAUUGUUGUGUUUUC